Molecule: messenger RNA, 1140 nt
Organism: Penicillium psychrosexuale
Lineage: Eukaryota; Fungi; Ascomycota; Eurotiomycetes; Eurotiales; Aspergillaceae
Product: bifunctional alcohol dehydrogenase/S-(hydroxymethyl)glutathione dehydrogenase
Exons: 6
Coding region: 1-1140 (379 amino acids)
Biological process (GO): formaldehyde catabolic process
Cellular component (GO): cytosol
Molecular function (GO): zinc ion binding; S-(hydroxymethyl)glutathione dehydrogenase [NAD(P)+] activity
Source: RefSeq, a predicted model, not a curated record
AUGGCCAGUACAGUAGGAAAGACAAUCACUUGCAAGGCUGCCAUCGCCUGGGAAGCCGGUGCGCCUCUGUCCGUUGAGGAUAUUGAGGUCGCUCCCCCCAAGGCUGGUGAGGUGCGCAUUAAAAUCCACCACACUGGUGUCUGCCAUACCGAUGCCUACACUCUCUCCGGCAAGGACCCAGAGGGUGCCUUUCCCGUUGUCCUCGGUCACGAGGGCGCCGGUAUUGUCGAGUCUAUUGGCGAGGGUGUGACCUCCGUCAAGGUGGGCGACUACGUUGUCGCUCUCUACACCCCUGAAUGCCGCGAGUGCAAGUUCUGCAAGUCUGGCAAGACGAACCUCUGUGGUAAAAUCCGUGCUACCCAGGGUAAGGGUGUUAUGCCGGAUGGUACCUCCCGUUUCAAGGCCCGCGGCAAGGACCUCCUGCACUUCAUGGGCACCUCCACCUUCUCCCAGUACACCGUCGUGGCCGAUAUCUCGGUCGUCGCGGUCACUCCUAAGAUCCCUACCGAUCGGUCCUGUCUGCUCGGCUGCGGUAUCACCACCGGUUACGGUGCUGCUGUCGUGACUGCCAAGGUCGAGGAGGGCUGCAAUGUCGCUGUCUUCGGUGUCGGCUGUGUUGGUCUGUCGGUUGUGCAGGGUGCGGUCAAGAACAAGGCCGGUAUGAUCAUUGCUGUCGAUGUCAACGAUGGAAAAGAGGCCUGGGCUCGCAAGUUCGGCGCUACCCACUUCGUUAACCCCACUAAGCUCUCCGGCAAGACCAUUCAGGAGCACCUGAUUGAGAUGACUGAUGGUGGCUGUGAUUAUACCUUCGACUGUACUGGUAACGUCGGGGUCAUGCGCGCUGCUCUCGAGGCCUGCCACAAGGGCUGGGGUGAGAGCAUUAUCAUCGGUGUUGCUGCUGCUGGUCAGGAGAUCUCCACUCGGCCAUUCCAACUCGUCACAGGCCGUGUCUGGAGGGGAUGUGCCUUUGGUGGUAUCAAGGGUCGUACACAACUGCCCGGUCUCGUCGACGACUACCUCAACGGCGAGCUCAAGGUGGACGAGUUCAUCACUCACCGCCAAUCAUUGGAUGGUAUUAACGCCGCCUUCGAUCAGAUGAAGGAGGGUGACUGUGUUCGUUGCGUCGUCGACAUGCAAUAA